Lingula anatina is the source of this 1346-nucleotide messenger RNA. RefSeq lists its product as uncharacterized. Gene Ontology annotation, biological process: proteolysis. Gene Ontology annotation, molecular function: serine-type endopeptidase activity. Lineage: Eukaryota; Metazoa; Brachiopoda; Lingulata; Lingulida; Lingulidae. The record is from RefSeq and is a predicted model, not a curated record.
ACAUCGUGCUUGGGGAUUUUUAGUUUGACUCAUUUUUAUACAAUCGACAUGAAGGAAUUUAGGAUUGUUUCUCUGGUGGUAUUGUUUUGUUGCUUGGUGAGACUUGCAAGUGGAUUAAAUCUGUGUUUCAGACUGUGUAGCUGGGCUGAAUGGGGGAAUUGGAGUCAAUGCAGCAGCACGUGCGGAGGAGGCUCCAGAACUCGUUCCAGAGGGCUGUGUGCUUGGUUGUGGUUGGAUUUUCACCAGAAAGUAAAGCACUGCAAAAAGUCAGCGUCAGAUGCCUACGACAGCCAGCCAUGCGGCCAGCUUUGCUACAGAGGCUCAUGGUCGGACUGGCACAAGAGGUGCGAGUGCGACCAGGGUUUCAAAGGGCGAUGCUGCAAUGAAAAGACCUCUGUGUGGUCAGGUUGGACUCCUUGGAGUCAAUGUUCCCGGUCCUGCGGGGGUCGUGGUAUGCGGAGGCAAACAAGAGUAUGCCUUAACAGUGGACCAGAGGGUUCGGAAAAUGUCUGCGAAGGAGAGUCGUACAGAGCUAGAGCUUGUGAUGUUCCGCCUUGUCCAACCACUACGACAUCGUCAACCUCGAUUCCGCCCACCUCGCCUCCAACCGCACUGGAUUCAGCGUUUCGGUUUUUGAAGAGCAUUCCAGGGAACAAGUCCGUCGCAUUAAAUGAACUGGCCGUGUUGGAAUGUGACACUGAACCAGCCACGGGAAUAUCGUGGUUCUUCGGAAAGGUUCCAAUCAUUCAGACUUCCAGAAAACACAUUCUUCUACCGCAUGGGGUGCUCCUUAUUCCUGCCGUUGACGCGACCACAGUAGGGGAGUACACAUGUGUGGCGGAGUUAGACGGGGAGCGCCUGGAAUCUACGGGCUGGAUCACGUCUCCUGAUAUCAAACUGUGUAACCUAGAAAUAACUGAGGGGCCAACGAACGUCACAGUGGCCGUAGGAGAUCUUCAUACAUUUCCUUGUCUGGCAUCACCAGCGGGACAAGUCACGUGGUUCAAGAACAACCAAUCACUGCCAGCGGACGGCCGAAUCCAAGUUCUGGUGAAUGGAUACCUGUUGAUUCGAGGGAUAACCCACGAGGAUGCCGGAGAGUACAAAUGUGUUGCAACAGAUAGAUAUGAGUGCAGGGUGGAGGCAAAAGCCGUUCUUACAGUUUUUGCAAAUAUCAACGAAAUUUGCGGGAGUCCAGUAAUAGCCCAGCCCUGGUCAGCUACACCGGUGCAAAGGGGGUACAUCGUUGGAGGGAGAGAUGCUCGGAUAGGCAGCGCCCCCUGGCAAGUUAUGCUCUGGGAGGCGACUGCUCUAAAUUUCUGCGGUGGAGUCCUACUCAACGAGUU